Euleptes europaea (tarantolino) is the source of this 4140-nucleotide messenger RNA. RefSeq names its product coiled-coil domain containing 88B (gene CCDC88B). Lineage: Eukaryota; Metazoa; Chordata; Lepidosauria; Squamata; Sphaerodactylidae. Bases 1 to 4140 code for a protein of 1379 amino acids. The record is from RefSeq and is a predicted model, not a curated record. The transcript is spliced from 25 exons. Gene Ontology annotation, cellular component: cytoplasm; centrosome. Gene Ontology annotation, biological process: cytoskeleton-dependent intracellular transport; cytoplasmic microtubule organization. Gene Ontology annotation, molecular function: microtubule binding; dynein light intermediate chain binding.
AUGGAUGGAGAUAUCUCUGAGAUUCUGGAAGAUUUCGUAUCUGGCCCUCUUGUCACUUGGAUGGAAACCCUGGAGAGUCUGACAGACUCAACGAGUGACCAGUCUCCUACACCCUGGGAGAAGAAGAGGCAAGAGGCCCCCAAAGAGUAUUUCCUUCAGCUAGUCUGUGGCGACUUCCUCAUCCAUGUCAUGGAAAUAAUAGACCUGAUUCCUGUGGGAGAGCAGCCUCCCUGGAGCAAGCUAAGUGACGAGGCCCAGAAGUUGCAGACGCUUCUGCAGCGGCUGAACAGAUUCUACCAGGUGGCACAGGGUGUCAAGGAGAUGAGGAAGCUGCUCUUACUUUUGCUGGGAGGUGCUGUACAGUGUGAGCAGCGAGAUGAGAUCAUUGGCCGUAUCCAGACCCUGGACAUCGAUACUCAGGCUGCCCUGGCUUCUGCCAUCCAAGAGGUGACCCAAGAGCCCGAGAACAUGCUGAGACUGCAGUGGAAGGAACUGGCACCCUUGGAGAUGGAACGGCUCCUACAGGGCUUGGUGUCCCGUGUUCAAGACUUGGUGCAUGAGCGAGAUGCAGGCUUGGAGAAAUUAUGGGAACUGCAGCAGGAACCUCCCCGAGUACCCCCAUCCGAGAACAACUGUCAGCAUCUUGGGGUGCAACUGGCCGAAACCCGAGCCCAGAUGCGGCGUCUGCAGCAUGAACUGGAAGAGAAGAUGGAGGAGCUUCUGGAUCAACAAGACGAAUUAAAGGAUUUGGAGGGGCAACUUCACAAGGUGCGGCAAGAGAAUCGGAAGCUGGCGGGGGAAGCCCGGCUGGCUGGGCUGUUCCGGGAUGAAUUGGAUGCCUUCCGAGAGAAAGCCGUGAGGACAGAACGACUUCAGGCAGAGCUGACGGCCCUGAGGGAACGGCUGCCCGCGUUAGAGCAAUGUCGGGCCCAGCUAAAGGAGGAGCGCGAAUUUUCUCAGGCUUUGCUGGAGACCAAGGCUAUGUUGGAGGGGCAGCUGGAGGCAGUUCACGCCCGAGGGCAGCGUCUGAACCAGUUGGAGAAGGAGAAAGAGAAGUUGCAAAACUGCCUCAACCAGGCUGAAGAGGAACGGGACCAGAUGUACCACCAGACAGAGGAGCUGCUGAGAGAGAACAUGGCUUUGGAGAGACAGCUGCGGAAAAGUUUGGGAGAGCCCCCUUCAGAGCCUGACGAGGUACCUGUGUUGUUGAGCUCUGAGGUGAGGGAGGCAGGGCGGUUGCCUGCCCUAGAGCGGGAGAACCAGGAGUUGAGAAGGAGACUGGAAGAGGCGCUGGAAAAGUCCAACGACUCUGGGAGCUUGAGAAAGGAGCAAAGAACUAUGGUUCUUCUUCACAGAGAGGUGGAUCCACAGGCUAAAGAGAAGCCAUCAGACUUUCACGGUCAUUUGCCACAGCCUCAGAACCAGCAGGUAGAGGAGAAGCGAAGUGAGGCUGAGGGAUUGGCCUCAGAAAUGGGGAGAAGCCAGGCUCUAGAGCAAGAGGCCAAGGCCUUGCUGGAAGGAAUGGAGAAGGCGCUGUCAGAGACUCGGACUUCAUUAAGGGAGGCCGAGCAACAGCGGGAGGCGGAGGCCCGUCGGGCAUUGGGCCUUGAGGAAAGGCUGAGGAGCCUCCAGGAGGCCCAUGCCGAAGCCCUAGAAAAACUCGAGCGAGAGCGCGAGCAGAGGGUCCUAGAGACCGGGCAUCUGGUGGAAGAAGUCCAAGCCUUGGAGCGUGAGCGGGAAGCCUUGCGGGCCGGGGCCCAGGCUUUGCAGGCCGCAGCCACCCAGGCGGAGCUGGAGCUGGGGGAAGCUCGGCGGGACCUUCAAGACGAACGGCUGCAGGGGGCCCGGCUGGCCCAGAGAGCCUGCCUGGCAGAGGAGGACGCGAGCGAGGCCUGGCGGGAACGGGAGGCCCUGCAGCGCAGCUUGGAGCAGCACAAGGUGACCCUGGGGCAGCUGGAGGCAGAGAAGGGGGCUUUGGAGGAGGCAUUGGGCCAAGCCGAGAGCCAGCGGCGGCAGCUGGACAAGGACAACCGGCGCAUGAAGGCUCAAGCGCAGGCCCAGGAAGAGGCGCUGGUGGCACAGAGCCUCCGCCUGGUCCACCUCGAGUCCCAGAGUCGACAGCAGGUGAUGGAGCUGAGCCAGCUGCAGGAUGUCUCCCAGCGAGUCGGUGAGCUGGAACGGGAGAACUGUGGCCUGAAGGAAGAGCUGAAUGCCAUGUGUGAAGCGUCAGCCAACCUGGAGAAGGACCUCCAGAGAGAAAAGGCAAAGGUCGAAGAGAGGGAAACUGCUUUGGCUCAGCUGAGAGAACAGUUGUUAAAAAAAGAAAAAGGUUCCAAGGAAGAGCUACAGAGCAGGCAGUGCAGCCCUGUCCAAAAUCAGGAGCUCCCAGCCAGACCUUCUGCAAAGAAGCUGGAGGAAGACAACAGUACCCUCAAGAGGCAACCUCAGGAACUGCAUACUCUCAACCAGCAACUUACACAUGACCUUCACCAGGCAAAGAGCAGCUCUGCUGUUCCUCCAUCACUGGUGGAGCCUCCUGAGACUCAGAGCACCGAGGGACACAAACAGUCUUCCUCCUGCCUGCCACCCUUCCAGGCCAAUACAGAAAGUGAAGCACUGAGUGCGAGACUCACUGAAGUGGAACACAGAAAUGCGGCUCUCCAGGAUGAGAAAGUGGCGCUUACAACACGCCUAGGCCAGCGGGAGUCACAAGUCAGUAGCCUGCAGGGGGCGCUGCUGAGCCUGCAGGGUCAGAGUUCCGAGGCGAAGGAGGAAAGCAGAAGAUGGCAGAAGCAGAACAGUGAGUUGCAGGUGGAGACUGCCGCAUUGCGUUCCCAAAAGGCAUCACUGGACUCUCAGGCCCUGGAGCUGCGACAGAGGCUGGCUUCCCUGGAGGCGGAAUGUCGCCGUGCCCGCCAGGAGCAGGAGGAAUGGCGGGGCCGCUACGAAGCUCUGCUGCGGGACCAUGACCGCUUGACGGUUCUGCACGAGAGGCAGGAAGCCGACCUGGAGGGGCUGCUGGGUAAGCACGCCAGCCUCAAGGGGGCGCUGCGCAGCCUGGAACAGGAGCACCGCAAUCUGCAGGGCAGGCAUAACCAGCUGGAGGGGCAGAAAGCCGGUCUCGAACAGCGGGAAGAGGCGGUGCGGGGGCAACAGAAGAGACUGGAGGAAGGUGAGCAAGAUCACCAGGAGCUGAAAAAGCAGCACAGCCACCUGGUGGAGGAGCAUGAGAGGGUGAAGCAGACACUGGCACAGUCGGAACGGGCACAGGAUGACCUUCAGGGGGAGCUUCGUGGCUUGAGGAACCGGAUGACGAGUCUGCAGCUGGAGCAGGCCAGGUUGGAGGCUGAGAACGGAGCCCUGAAGGAGCAGAACCAGCAGCUGGACACGACCCUGGGCCGCCUCAGCACCCAAUGUGAACUCCUGGCCCAGUUGAAGGGGAACCAGGAAGAGGAGAACCAUCACCUUCUACAGGAGAUCCAGGCACUAAGUAGGGAGAACAGACGCCUGCUGGAGCACAGCAUGGAGAGCCGGGAGCAUUUCCAGGAAGAGCAGCGUCAGUACCUGGACAAACUGGGCGAACUGCGUCGGGAGAAGCAGAAACUGGUGGAGAAGAUAAUGGAUCAGUACCGGGUGCUGGAGCCAGCACUUCCUCGUGGCAAGAAAAGUAAUUGGAUCGCCGAGAAAUUAAAGAAGCUGAUGAAACCUCGGCGGGAGGCCCCCCGGGAACUGUUGCGGCCCAUGGCCGAGGGUGCCGGCAGCAGCGAGAGUCUGACCGGGCAGAAAGGGCCUGGAGCUGAUGAGGCAGCUUCCAGCACUCCUAGCUCACCAGCCCCCCUGCACAAAGCCAGCAGCACCCUCAGCAUCGCAGAUGCCCACCAGGUGCACCUCCGACGACGCAGGCUCAGCUCCCUCAUGCCAGCCCUGGAGUCGCCGGGGCCCCGGAACGAAGAGGGCCAAAGCACGCCCCGCCAGCGCUUCCGCCAGCGGCGACUCGGUAUGCUGGGGAGUUCCCACGAAGAAUCCGUUGUGGUUGCCGCAGCUGAGUGGCAAGUCCCGAGCCAGAUUUCCACAAGCAGCCAGGAGGAGAGAGGACCACCCUUGGGUGAAGAAGAGCAGACCCCCAAGAGCCAACUGUGA